Molecule: messenger RNA, 4025 nt
Organism: Thamnophis sirtalis
Lineage: Eukaryota; Metazoa; Chordata; Lepidosauria; Squamata; Natricidae
Source: RefSeq, a predicted model, not a curated record
UCUAUCAUAUCAGCUAGUCCUGAAAGGUCAGAAAUGAAGCAUUAUCAUAAUCAGCUUUUGUUGAUUAUUAUCCAGUGUCUAGUACUGAUCUGAAAUACAGAGCUGAAAUUACUUUCAGUUUAACUGAAUUCUGAUACCCACAUGAUUUUUUUUAAUCUCCCUUAUUUUUCACUGCUGUAUUAUCCUUCGAAUUGAUGCUUCUGCUUAGGCUUUAUUGUGCUAAGUAAUCUAGGUUUUAGUUGAUUCUGUUAUCUAUUCAAUAAGUUACCAGUCUAUAAACUAGCAUACCAUUUCUGAAGUCUGUAGAAAACUUUUAUGUCUAAACGCAACCAAGUUAACAAGUUUAGAUAAUUUUACUGGUGAGGGCAGUUUUAUCCAUAAGAUCUUCUUUGACACAGAAAAGGGGAUAGGUUUUACAAUCCCUUUCCAUCUCAUUUGUUCUUGAUGUUUGAGAAGCCUUUCAGAAGAGUGUGAAAUUAUAACAAGGGCAAGUAACAAAAAAUAGUUCACCUUCUAUCAAAACUGUUGGAUCGAAGGCCUUCUGUGAACAUGAAAGACCAAUGUUAUUUGUAGGAAGGAUGUCUCCAUGUAGACAGACUCAGUAAUUGCAUAAAUUCUAAAAAGCUAAUGAAGCAAGGCCUUUCCUUUAUAAAAGUCAUGCUGGAUUUUUUCCCCCUCUGAUACGCUGGUUGCUCUUCAGAUCAGAAAUCUUCAUCACUCUUUAAUGUUUAACUUUUAUGCACAUUGAGCUAUCCUUCAUAGCAUUCUCUAGUUUAUUUGGGACCGAAGUUAAGAUGACCUAGAUCUUUUUUAAAGAUUAUAUAGGCUCUUUUGAAGUCCUCAAUAAGAAAGCUAAUUUUAAUAAGUUUAUAUUUUAAUUAAGAGUCUGGAAAAAAUGCCACUGGCCCCACACUGAAUUGUAAAGUAUGAAUGAAUUAAUAUUGAGAGUACUACAAGACAGCAAUUUUCUACAUACUGGGGCAUUUGGAUUUCCCUAUAGGGCUAAGUGAGAAAAAAGUGGGGUUAUUAAGAAAAUUGCAUAACUAAUUGUCUAAAAAAUGCUGUUUUCUUGUAUCUUGCCCCUUUACAGGUCCCAAUUAAAUUUCGUUAUCCCUUUUAUUAUGAAAUGUGCUGGUAUGUACUAGAACGCUAUGUCUAUUGCAUCACUAACCGUUCCCAUUUGACCAAGGACUUUCAGAAGGAAUCACUUAACAUGGAUAUGGAACUGUGCAAUGCAGAGUCAGGAAAUGUGGAUGAAGACGAUGCUGUGGGCGGAAAGGAAUCACGUCGUCCAACCACCAGAAGGUCAAUCCUUACCAGCCCAGUAGCUAAUGGUGCUAAUCUAGACUAUGAUGAAAUAAGUAGAGGCUGUCGAAGUUUGCCAAGUCUUAAGAGAACUCUCUCCAUGGAUUCUGAAUCCAGUCGAGGUUCCCAAAAUGGCCAAGCAUGGGAUUCUCACAGCAAUUGUUCACUUAAAGACAAGAAGGUACACCUAACACAGUUUGAGCUUGAAGGUAUGCGUUGUCUUGUAGACAAGCUGGAAUCUUUGCCUCUACACAAGAAGUGUGUACCCACAGGCAUAGAAGAUGAGGAUGCUCUUAUUGCAGAUGUUAAGGUAAGAUGGAAAUAUUGUCUUUUUCUAUAGCUGUGUCAAGUUAAGGAACAGUAAUAACCAAUUGAAAUAUUUAAUAAGGACUGGAUGAUAUAGCCAACUGUGCUGCACUACUGCAAUCUUGUUUAACACUGGAAUCAAAAUAGCUAUUUUAUUUUGUACUUAUCAAAAUUCCUGACAUUAUUCAAUUUGUCUUUGAAAAUGUUUCUGCCUUCCCUGCAGUACUAACUAGAAAUAAUGCAGAUUUGUCAGUCUGGGAAUAAUAUCCGUGUUUCCCCAAAAAAUAAGACCGUCUUAUUUUCAUUUGGGUCCUAAAAUAAGCACUAGGGCUUAUUUUUUGGGGAUAUCUUUUCUUCCAUGUACGGGAGACCCACUUCUGCUUGCUCGCAGAGGGGCAAGAGGCUGCAUGGCACAUCUGUACUACCACCAUGAGGCAGUGGGGAUGGAGCUGCCCCACGUGCUUGCACUGGGUUAUCUCAGGGCCCCCACAGCCAAGUCACCCAUGCCCUGACACUUGCUUUGCCUCACAGUCAGGGCACCAACAGCCCCAUUCAGCAGGACCCUGCAUGGUUGCCGGCCCACUUCUGCUUGCUCGCGGCCUCAACGGAGCAAGAGGGCAAGCAACACACUGGUGCCGUGGUCACAAGGUGAGGCGGGUGGAGUUACUGCACACGCACCUCACCAGCUUACUUUAGGGCCCCCGCAGCCAUGCCCUGAAACCUGCCUCACCUUGCAGCCACUGCACCGCUUGGCCUCCUGCUCCAUUGCGGCCAUAAGCAAGCAGAAGUGGGCCAGUAGCCACAUAGGCUCCUGCCUCAUAUGGCUGCUAGUGCUGCCACCACGAGGCAGGUGUUGGGACGUGGAUGGUCUGGUUGUGGGGGCAGAGGUAAACUAGUGUGGGACACAUGGUGCAGCUGCACCACCUCACCUCGUGGCCAUGGCACCACAAACAACCAGACAGAAUGUAGGUGGCCAGCUCCGCAUGUUCUUAAGUAGGACUUAUUUUGAGGAUAAGGCUUAUAUUAGGCACAGGCAUAAAAAAACACGCUAGGGCUUAUCUUUGGGAUUUGUCUUGUUUUUAGGGAAACAAGGCAUACCAUUUCAUUUGCAUCCCAAGAGAAGGUUCAAAAAAUUUUACACAUCCCUAAUAUGGGCACAGUUGUUACCAACUUACAUUUUGGUAAUAUUUUAUAACAGGGAUAUCAAACUCACGUCAUCACAGCAACAUCACAUGACGUACUAGGACUUUUUUCCCCUUCUUUAAACCGGGCAUGGGCAGCACGUGAUGCAUCCAGCCCCUGGGCUGGGAGUUUGACAGCCCAGUUUUAUAACAUGUAUCAAUAGUGUUUCAUAUAUGAUACUUACUGUUACAAAAUUGUUUCAUGGAAAUGACACAAGGAAGUUCCUAAAUUUUAUCAGUAUGAAAUACUUCCUAUAGAAAGGCAACUAUGUAUCUUCCAUGUAUUUGCCAUUCAUAGUCCCUGAAUAAUUUGAGUAUAUCUCUGGAAGGAUUUGUUGGAACAGAAUCCUUGGUAAAAAAAAUAAUACUUUUAUUUAUGCUAAAAGUUGCCAUUGUUAGAUUCAAUAAUACUAAAUAUAUGCUCCCAGCCAGCCAGCACAUAAGCACAAAUAUCAUAUGGACAUAAAACUGUGAAAUAUUACUACAAAUUAGUAAUUUGUCAUUUGCCUGAAAGCCAAUUAAUUUUUUAAGAAAGCAGAACAUAGUAGAGUAUCCAGUGCUCCAUUAACUUCUGAUAACCUCUUAAGACUGGAUUCACCAUCUAUUAAGACUAUAGCUUGCUUAUGAAAAGUUUGCUGAAUUGUCUGGAUUUGCCUUAUAUACUAAACCAUAAAUCAUAAUUUGCCAACCAAUAUCUAGAUUCAGAUAAUACAAGUCAAACCAAGUCAAAUCACAUUAGGGUAUUAUAUGCAUCAAAGCACAAUAACUUGAUUUGUGUAUUUUUGCUCCUUCUCUCUGGAUUUUUUCCCUCUUGUGGUUAUUUAAAGGGGGGAAGGAUUUAUUUAAUCCAAGUGAUCAGCAAAGCCACAUCAUUCAACUUGAAAGGCAAGACUGAAAAAUGUUUCCUUAUUGGAGGGUUAUUACAAGGGUGCACGUGUAUGUGUAUAUAGAACCGCAAGCCAUUAUGUCUCCUAGAGAUAACAGCUGCCAUUUGUUCAGUUGUUGUUUUAUGGGUACUGCAUGUCAUUUGAUCUCUCUACUGAAAAAUGGUGACAAAUUCAGAAGUUUCCAUAGAAAUGGUAGUGUCCAAUUACAUUGUGUAGUCUGAUAAAAAUAAAGUGAGCGCUCAGUUAGAAAUACUGCUUAGUUGUAUAAUUCCAGGUAAUGUUGCUGGUGGAACCCACAAACAAUUCAUAGUAAAAAAAAAAUAAAGCUAUGAAAAUGUUAAAACAU